AUGGCGCUUAACCACUGCGCCAUUCCCCCCGUGACGGCCUACGACGUGGCGGCGAUGAGGAGGUUGGGCUUUUGGAAUGCUACGGGGAUCAGUAGGAAAACCAAGGAUGAUGAGGUGGAGGCGUGGCUGCAGGACGAGGUGGCGGGGCAGCUGCGGAUGGUGCUCGACUCAACGAGCGGCACGGGAGUGGUUCACGAGAGCGUCAAUUCGUGGGACGAGGGCCUGUGGACGAGGUCCUGGUUCGGAUGGGCGAGCGGGCUGCUUGGAGAGUUGAUUCUGAGGAUAGAGGGAGGCUUGAUUAUUCAUGUAACAAAUAGCCAGGGCGCGCCUUAG
Pyricularia oryzae 70-15 is the source of this 333-nucleotide messenger RNA. RefSeq lists its product as uncharacterized. The record is from RefSeq and is a predicted model, not a curated record. The coding region runs from base 1 to 333 and encodes 110 amino acids. The transcript is spliced from 3 exons. NCBI's taxonomy places the organism in Eukaryota, Fungi, Ascomycota, Sordariomycetes, Magnaporthales, Pyriculariaceae. Gene Ontology annotation, biological process: carbohydrate metabolic process.